Megalops cyprinoides (Indo-Pacific tarpon) is the source of this 998-nucleotide messenger RNA. RefSeq names its product chromosome 11 C3orf38 homolog (gene c11h3orf38). The transcript has 3 exons. The record is from RefSeq and is a predicted model, not a curated record. NCBI's taxonomy places the organism in Eukaryota, Metazoa, Chordata, Actinopteri, Elopiformes, Megalopidae. Bases 67 to 942 code for a protein of 291 amino acids.
GAUGGCGCUGAAGGCAGACUUAGUGUGUUGAGAAUUGUAGGAUGCCAGCUUGCUAAGGAUAGGAAGAUGUCAGGGUUAUCCAAAAAAGAGCGUGAGGGUUGUAUUAAAAUACUGAAACGUCUGUCAUAUGCCGAUUUAUUCGCUCUCAGCGAUACCGUAACUAACAGGAUGAUUGUGGUCGAGAACAUGAAAGAGGCAAUGGAAGCUAUCCUUACCUACACCCAGAGUGCAGAGGAGCUAUUGAAGCGAAGGAAGGUGCACCGUGACAGUAUAUUUAAAUAUCUGGCCGAUGAGGGUGAAAUCAUGCCGCCCACAGCUGACAAGAAUCAGCUUGUGAAGAGGGCUCUACAGUUUUGGUCCUCUGCGAACACGGUGCCAGCGCAAGCCAGUGACAAAAAGGAGGAUAUUUCCAGUGCAGGGGAGGGCAUCAGUGACUACCAGGCCCUGGGACAGCAGUUCUGCCAGUGGUUCUUCCAGGUUCUGAAUACACAGAAUCCCACACUGGGCCAACCAGCGCUGGACUGGGGGCCCCAGCACUUCUGGGAGGAUGCACGCCUGACACUCUGCUGCCUGACAGAGCAGCAGCAGCAGAAUGAGGAUUUCCAGGGGGCGCAGGGAGUGAGCUUUCGUCUCCUGGCCCUUGUUAGGGAUGAGAAUAUCUUCUUCUGCCCCAACCUGGAGCCCCACGGGCUGAAAUGCAUCACCUCGCCUCAUGGGCUGGUAGUGGUGGCUGUGGCAGGGACCAUACACCGGGAGCGAGCCUGUCUGGGCAUCUUUGAGCAGGUAUUUGGCCUUAUCCGCUCCCCGCUGGACAGCAAUAGCUGGAAAAUUAAAUUUGCCCAUUUGAAAAUAAGAGGGCAGAACGCACUUGCAGGGGGAGAGAACGUGACAACGCCAGCUUUGACCUAUGACUCUAGAGACCUCCAGCUCUUUUGUGAAUAGUGAUUCAACUGUGCACUUUAUACAAAUGGUUUAUGCUUUAUUCUUUUGGAAUGGAA